Molecule: messenger RNA, 285 nt
Organism: Adineta steineri
Lineage: Eukaryota; Metazoa; Rotifera; Eurotatoria; Adinetida; Adinetidae
Source: the annotation of a GenBank genome assembly
AUGUGUUCAAUUGUUCAAGGAAAUUUUGAUUUUUAUGGUACACCAAGUAUGGCUAAAUCUUUAACAUUUGUUUGGGCAUUAUUAGGUACAAAAGUACGAUAUGGUAUUGAUAUAGAAAUGCAUGGAGAAGUACUUGAAAAAUUAUCUAAAUUAAUUGAUCAAGGUGAAAUUAAAUCACAUGUAACACAAACCUUUGAUUUUAAUUGUGAAAAUCUGAAAAAAGUUCAUGAUAUUGUUGAAAAAGGCAAGGCAAUCGGUAAAAUUACUUUAAAAAUGAACACAUAA